Molecule: messenger RNA, 5877 nt
Organism: Siniperca chuatsi (mandarin fish)
Lineage: Eukaryota; Metazoa; Chordata; Actinopteri; Centrarchiformes; Sinipercidae
Gene: akt3b
Product: v-akt murine thymoma viral oncogene homolog 3b
Exons: 14
Coding region: 1095-2534 (479 amino acids)
Biological process (GO): protein phosphorylation
Molecular function (GO): protein serine/threonine kinase activity; ATP binding
Source: RefSeq, a predicted model, not a curated record
CCAGUUCAGGUAAAACCAGGAUCUGCUUUCAGAUAAAAAUGUGUUUUGAGACGAGACUUAAAAGAAGACAACCCAGUAAACAUUAGUAUAAAGUUAUUUAAGGGUAAUAUUUCUAAAAUCCUGGACACGACCUCGGUGUCCUCAUUUUUAGCCCUUAAUUUAAAAACAAAUUCCCAGGUUCAGUCACAUUUCCCAGCUGGCUCGGUCCGUGACUGCACGGAGCGGCCAUAUUUCCGACGGCCCCUGAAGGCGGCAGGAGUCCUCCCAGUCAGAGCUGGCUGAACGUGACGUGCAGACUCGGAGCAGAGCGAGGUUUCCUGGCGGAGCUGCGGAGGGAGCAGGAGCCGAGCGGGUCUGUCUGUCUGCGUGUCCGUCCGUGUGUCUGUCUACCGCCGCCGCAGUCUCUGUCUGUCUGGGUCACACACACACACACACACACACACACACAAAAAAGCCUCCUCUUUUCGGCUUCCACGGUCUGGACACGGCAUCGGCGGCUAUGGAUCCAUCGCUGUCCUCCUCCUGUUUUCACCACUGAGGGACGUUAACGUUACUCCGUCGGAUGCUCCAGUGCCCAUAGAGGAGGAGGAGGAGGAGGUGGAGGAGGUGGUGGAGGAGGAGGGGGGGCAGGCAGCCCUAUCAUUCUUCGACUACCAGGCUGACUCAACGCUGGAGCGCCUGAACACAGAAGAAGAAGAAGAAGAAGAAGAAGAAGUUUGAAGAGAACGAGGGAGUGAGGAAAACCGAAACAGAGAGCAAGAAGGAGGGAGGGAGAGAAAGAGGGGAGGGAGACUAGGAGGGGAGAGAGACAGAAGACCGCAAGAGAAAGUCAGGUUGGGUCGGCGGGGCGAGAGGAGGUAAGAGAAAGUGAAAGAAAGAUAUUAGACAUUAUAGACUCAUACGGCCCAGUGGGGAACAAGUUGACAGAUCUGAGGUCAGGCGAGAGAGGGCGCAGGUAGUUUGGAGGUUGGAGGUCGAGCGGUCAGACGGGAGGCUGACUGAGCUUCAGCCGCACAAACUGUCCCGCCACCCCCACCAACAACUGUCCUACACCGUCACCACACUGGGAGAACUGGUGACGAGGAGAAGCCACCAUGAGCGACCAGAACGUCGUCAAGGAAGGCUGGGUCCAGAAAAGAGGUGAGUACAUCAAGAACUGGCGACCGCGCUACUUUCUGCUGAAGACAGACGGCUCUUUCAUCGGCUACAAGGACAAACCACAGGACUCUGACCUGGCCUACCCGCUCAACAACUUCUCUGUAGCAAAAUGUCAGCUGAUGAAGACCGAGCGGCCCAAGCCAAACACCUUCAUCAUCCGCUGUCUGCAGUGGACCACCGUCAUCGAGAGGACUUUUCACGUCGACACUCCUGAUGAGAGGGACGAGUGGGCAGAGGCCAUCCAGAUGGUAGCCGAGUCUCUGGCCAAACAGGAGGAGGAGGGCAUCCUGUGCAGCCCCACCUCCCAGAUCGAGAACGUCAACGAGGAGGAGAUGGACACCUCCAUCAGCCACUACAAACGAAAGACAAUGAAUGACUUUGAUUAUCUGAAGCUUCUGGGCAAAGGCACUUUUGGGAAAGUCAUUCUGGUGAGGGAGAAGGCGAGUGGCACCUACUACGCCAUGAAGAUCCUGAAGAAGGAAGUCAUCAUAGCCAAGGAUGAAGUUGCUCACACACUCACAGAAAGUAGGGUAUUAAAAAACACUCGGCAUCCAUUCCUAACUUCUCUGAAGUACUCGUUCCAGACUAAAGAUCGGCUGUGCUUUGUAAUGGAGUACGUCAACGGAGGAGAGCUGUUUUUCCAUUUGUCGAGAGAAAGAGUUUUUUCGGAGGACCGCACCCGUUUCUACGGCGCCGAGAUCGUCUCUGCUCUAGACUACCUACAUUCUGCCAAGAUCGUCUAUCGUGAUCUAAAGCUGGAGAACCUCAUGUUGGACAAAGACGGCCACAUCAAGAUCACCGACUUUGGCCUCUGCAAAGAAGGCAUCACCGACACUGCCACCAUGAAGACCUUCUGCGGAACACCAGAGUACCUCGCUCCUGAGGUGCUGGAGGACAAUGACUAUGGACGGGCGGUGGACUGGUGGGGUUUGGGCGUGGUGACGUACGAGAUGAUGUGCGGCCGCCUGCCGUUCUACAACCAGGACCACGAGAAGCUGUUCGAGCUCAUCCUCAUGGAGGAGAUCAAGUUCCCACGAACCCUGUCGGCCGACGCCAAGUCGCUGCUGUCGGGGCUGCUCAUCAAGGACCCCAACAAACGGCUGGGCGGCGGACCGGAUGACGCUAAGGAGAUCAUGCGACACAGUUUCUUUGGCACAGUCGACUGGCAGGACGUCUACGACAAGAAGCUGGUCCCACCUUUCCAGCCCCAGGUCAGCUCAGAGACGGACACGCGCUACUUCGACGAGGAGUUUACAGCACAGACCAUCACCAUCACUCCGCCAGAGAAAUACGACGAGGACGGGAUGGACGCGGCGGACAACGAGCGAAGGCCUCAUUUCCCACAGUUCUCCUACUCAGCCAGCGGGCGGGAGUGAGCGCUCCGGCCCAGCCAGCCAGUAUCGUCCCCAUUCGUGGCCAUUUUGAGGAAAACACGUAGCCAUUUUAGGGAAAAAACCAGUCUCCCCUCUUUUUCUCCUUCUCUGCCUCCUCACAGACGGGGAGAAGUCUUUUUAGGGACUUUAAAAGAGGUUUUUGCACAGUGGGAUAGACUCCAGCCGGUCUCCCCACACUAAAAAAAUAAGUCUCCUACAUUUUCAGCGCUAUUUACUGCAGAAGGCAAUGUUUUUGUUAUUUAUUUUUUACUCUCCAUCAGUAUUAAGUUGUCGACCUGGGUUGCGUUAAUCUUUUUUUUUUUGUUUGUUGUUUCUGCCCCUUUUUCUUCUCCUCCUUCUUCUUCUUUUGACUUUUUGCACUUGGUUUGGAAGAGCCGUUUUAGGGAACAAAAAACCAAAAAUGUUGCCUUACGUGUGCAGAUGUUUCGUAUCAUACCGACAGGGUGAUCUUCUGGGAGAGGGCGGGCGGGUUUUCGGGGGUUGUGAAGGGUCAUUCUUAGUUGAGAAUAAGUGCAUGGCUCGUGGUUCACUCAAAAAAAAAAAAAAAAAAAAAAUAUAUACAAAAAAAAUAUUUUUCUUUCUCAUACAUGCCAUGGCAGCGCACAUUCCCCAAUCCCAUGGCGAUGAAAAUCACUGUCUACAGGUCAGUUAAAAAAAGAAAAUCAAACAAAAAAAACAAACAAAAGAAAGACGAGAACGGACGAGUCUGUUUUAAUUCCUUUCAUCGUUGCGGUGUUACUACUUUGCUCGUAUUUUUUUCUACCCAUGUGUGUUGUUUUUUUUUUUCCUCGCGCUCCACUUCUAAGUUGUUCUUUUACUUUGAAACAGGAAACACUAAACUGCCAGAAACUGCACAGUUCACUCAGGCGCCACAGAGCACAACCGCGUUCAAACUCAGCUAACCGCUCCAGCUUUCCACAGCCGGCAGGGGAACGAGGCCUUUCUCUGCUUUCUCACCGCUUCUCCUCCUCCUCUUCCUCUUCACCUCCUCUCUUCUGUUUCCUCAUCGUAGCUGUAGGACUAGUGGAAUGGGUGUUUACACAGGGAAAUGUGGCUUAAUGUAUGUAUGUACUGUAUGUAUGUACUGUAUGUAUGUGGGACAUGUGGGAUCAACCAUAUGCUGUCAUAGCACACAAACACACACACAUAUAUAUAUAUAUAUUUACACUCAGAAACAGGAAACAGCUGUGAGCUCUGCGUACUGAUCAGACUGAAGUCGGCAGUUCACUCCAAACUAAAUCAAAUUUGGUGUUUUCUCAAAUUCACAGAAUACUGCAACUCCAGGUGUGUUUAACAGGAACAGCUGAUGCCAGGUGGAGUCCACACAGAGGCCGUUUCCUGUGUAUAUUUAGUCUAAUCAGGCCGGUUAGCGUCCUGUUGCAAAGCAUUGCUGCAUUUUGGAUGAAAAUAAGUUUAUGCCUUAUGGAUUUGAGUACGUUUUCCACAGGUAUGCUUCGGUUUCGGUUUGGUAGUGAACCUCCUAGACCAAACUACAAUCCCCGGCAGCAAUACAUCCAGCAUGGACGUACCAGCUUCAUGUACAACUAUUGGUACAACCACAGCUGAUGUAUUAGCACAAGCUUAGUGAGUCCCGGCCUCUAGUGGUCCGAGAGGUGCACAACACUUCACGAAGGAGAAGACUCGAAAACCUGAAAAACACUCGAUUCAUUCAGAGGAACUGACUACUGAACACUAUGAACUCACUGCGUAGAUCGAAGCUAAAUGCGAACCGGCCUUUUCACCUGUGAAAACACGUCAAAUUUCAUUAGUUUCUGGAGACGACUGCCGACUUCAUCUGUUCCGCAGAAAUCAGCUCGCACUCGUCGGGGUUCCUGCACACAUCUGGAAAGGUUCGGAGGAAGAAUUCGGUGAUUUCCAGGUCUUAAAAGCUAUUUGCAAUUGCUACAGAUUUUGGAAAAUAGUUUUCUGAUGCCCUGUCAUCUCAUACUCUUGAAGUUCACGUGUAAAAGUGAUGAAAUAGGUCAGAGACGUAUAAAAACAUAUCGAAGAGCGAGUAAAGACGCGCAGUCUAGUAACAUCUUGGGUAAGGUUUGGAUCUUUGUGCACCUGUGUGGGAACCCUGACAGCAUACACGAGACUUUCAUUCAUAUUUAUAUAUAUAUACACACACACACGCAAACACACAGAUAUACAAAGACUGUUUUUAGACGAUAAAUCAGAGUGAAGAAGAUAUAAUUUAUCACACGGACACUAACAGAAACGAGGCUUCCAGCUCCAGAUGCAGGGGUUCUGUCCCUGUAUAUCCUGUCAGUAUUGUGAGAAAAAAAAAAAAAGUAUUUAUACAUACAUGUUUUUAAAUCUGAACUGAGGGUAUCAAUAAAUCACUAAUCAUGUCACAGAUCACGAGAAAACUGAGCCGUGAGACACUCAUGUAUGAAGACUGUGAGGACUGCCAGAAAAAAGUUGAGUCGCCCCAAACUUCUUGAUGUAAAUAUGCAAUGCAAUUAUUUUUUUUUUUUUGGUUUUUUGUUUUGUUUGUUUUUUGGGUCUUUAGUGGCAUCUUGACAGACGAGACGUGAACUUUUUUUUCCCCCUGCGUGACUGUACUUCAAGCUUGCUGAUGAGAAAAAUGACCGGAAAAAUACGACGACGACCGCAAAACGACUCAAAAACUGCAUUUAAGAAAAAAAGUUAAAUAAGAAGGCGAGAAGUAAAGACGGUAUCAAAGACCGGACCCUUCCAUUGAUGGUUUUAUUCCUUUCCGGGUUGAUACACAGACUCGACUUGUUAUCGUCCAUGGAGGAUGUUUCCAUGGAGACAAACCCCGCCCCCCUCCUUCCUUUUGUCGCCAUGGCCCCCUGAAAACGAUCGACUCCCGAAUUUCUGAGAGGACGUGACUAACUGUGGAGUCUGCACUGUCAUUUCUGUUUCCCUUCACGACCUUUAAAAAAACUAAAAAAAUACAAAAAGUGGGACCGUGGCUGACAUUUAAACUUUUUUUUUUUUUUUUUGCAGUGCUGGUUUCAUCAGGUUGUUCCAAUCCCAUCAUCCCUUGCUUCUCCUUCUCCCCCUUUUUUUUGUACCAUAGUAUUUGUUUUAUUUAUGUUUGUCAUUCUAGGCAGUGUUACCUUGUAUGUUGUUAAAAAAGGCACCUCGUGAAAGUCGCUGAAGGAUGAUGAUGAUGAUGAUGAUGAUGAUGAUGAUGGAUGCAUUAACUGAAGUCUCUUUUUAUUCUCUUUUUUUUUUUGGGAUCGUUUGCUUGUUUGUUUUCUUACCAAAACAUUAGGGCAAGAACCCAGUAGUGGACUUGCAUUGCCGUGGUAGUAUUUAUUUUGAAUUAAAUUAAAAGAAAUACAUUUCAGGG